AAACAUUGGGGUUGGCAGCCAUUAUAUUCUCUCUCCAGCAGACAGCCUUAUUCACGCCCAUCGCCUCUUUCUCCCUCAAAUUAAACCCCUCUUCCUCAAUUAAACCCCCGAAAUGGAGGAGACAAAGAUCAUAUACCACAUCGACGACGAGGAAACGCCCUACUUAGUUAAAAUCCCCAAAGCGCCUGAUAAAGUGACGCUGUCCGACUUCAAGAACGUCCUCAACAGGCCCAGUUACAAGUUCUUUUUCAAGUCGAUGGACGACGAUUUCGGG
Molecule: messenger RNA, 274 nt
Organism: Penaeus vannamei (Pacific white shrimp)
Lineage: Eukaryota; Metazoa; Arthropoda; Malacostraca; Decapoda; Penaeidae
Source: RefSeq, a predicted model, not a curated record